Messenger RNA from Eruca vesicaria subsp. sativa (arugula), 1113 nucleotides. NCBI's taxonomy places the organism in Eukaryota, Viridiplantae, Streptophyta, Magnoliopsida, Brassicales, Brassicaceae. The record is from the annotation of a GenBank genome assembly.
GAAAAUGACUCACAAGCGCUUUAGCUAAAAUCCCAUAAACCCUAAUCCCCAAAUCGAAAUCUUCAAACGAAGAAAGAAGAUGAUCAGAAGAAGAAUCUCAUCGAUCAUUUCAACAUCUCUCCUCAAUUCAUCGAUUCAACACACCUCCAAACCCAGAUUCCUCACCUCUUCGUCUUCGCCACUUCUCCAAUGCCGCCGAUCUCCGAUCCCCACCUUAACGAGCAAAGCUUCGUCCUUUCAGGGGAUCAGGGCGUAUAGUUUGCUGAGCUUGAACGAUCUGAGAGACAAUGUGCCGAGGAAGCUGAAGACGAGGAAAGGAAGAGGGAUUGGGUCUGGUAAAGGUAAAACCGCGGGGAGAGGUCACAAGGGGCAGAAGGCGAGAGGGACGAUGAAGUUUGGGUUUGAAGGUGGGCAGACUCCGUUACGACGUCGUUUGCCUAAACGUGGGUUUAAGAACAAGUUUAAGCUUCAUUUUCAGCCUGUUGGUCUUGGAAAGAUAGCUAAACUUAUAAACGCUGGGCAGAUUGAUUCUCAUGAGUUGAUCACUAUGAAGACGCUCAAGGAUGUGGGAGCCAUAGGGAAGCAAAUAGAAGACGGAGUAAGACUAAUGGGUCGUGGUGCUGAUGAGAUCAAAUGGCCACUUCAUUUCGAGGUUUCAAGAGUGACAGUUAGAGCCAAGGAGGUGGUGGAAGCAGCAGGAGGAUCAGUGAGGAGAGUGUAUUACAACAAAUUGGGUUUAAGGGCGUUGCUUAAACCGGAAUGGUUUGAGAAGAAAGGAAGGCUAUUGCCAAAAGCAGCGAGACCACCACCUAAACAACAAGAUAGGGUCGAUAGCAUUGGACGUCUUCCUGCUCCGAAGAAACCCAUCCCGUUUUUUCAAGCUGAGGAAAACAAAGUUGAGUCUCCUGUUGAAUCAUGAUUUUCUGUUAAGUUCUUAACGUUUGAAGUUUCGGUUUAAGUUGUUUGUGUUGUCCCUUAGCCAUGUUUCGAGAAAAUUUUGCAAAAAAAUGGCGGAUUUUUAUUGAACGAAAUAAAAUGCCAUUCCCUUUCAUUUUCUCAUUUUCUCAUUUUCUGUGCUUGUCGUAAGUGUGUUAAUUUUCCCUAACAAGACUG